Messenger RNA from Neocloeon triangulifer, 1150 nucleotides. RefSeq names its product 4-hydroxy-2-oxoglutarate aldolase, mitochondrial-like. The transcript has 7 exons. Gene Ontology annotation, molecular function: 4-hydroxy-tetrahydrodipicolinate synthase activity; N-acetylneuraminate lyase activity. Bases 80 to 1051 code for a protein of 323 amino acids. The record is from RefSeq and is a predicted model, not a curated record. Gene Ontology annotation, biological process: N-acetylneuraminate catabolic process. Lineage: Eukaryota; Metazoa; Arthropoda; Insecta; Ephemeroptera; Baetidae.
CGCGCGGUGCGUGUGUGGGUCUGUCUCAUCUAGAGUAAAAGUAAACAAAAAAAGACGGACUGCUCAGACUGCUGCAGAUAUGGCCAGCAGGAAAAUCACAACUGGCCUUUUCACCGGCUUGAAAAGUAUUCGGAACUUUUCCUCAGCUCCGAGUCUGGACCUGUCUGGCGUUUUCCCGCCCAUCCCGACGCCUUUCAAUGCAGACGAAACCCUCGCUUUUGACAAGCUCGAGCAAAACUUCCGAGUGUGGCAGAAAUUUCCAUUCAGAGGCUACCUGGUGCAAGGAUCGAACGGCGAGUUUAAGUUGCUGAAGGACGAGGAGCGAGUCGAGAUGGUGCGCAAGUCGCGCCAGUUCAUCCCGAAGGACAAACUGCUGCUCGCCGGAUCAGCUUGUGAAUCCACAGAGGCGACGAUCGAAAUGAGCAACCUGAUGGCCGAUGCUGGAGCAGACGCGGUUCUCAUCAUCAACCCCAGCUAUUACAAGUCAGCUAUGAAUGACGAGGCGUUAUUCAAGUAUUUCUGGCGCGUGGCCGACGAGUGCCGCAUCCCCGUGGUAUUGUACAACAUGCCUGGUAACACGGGCAUCGACCUGAACCCCGCUCUGAUCGCAAAACUCGCCAAACACCCCAACAUCAUCGGUUUAAAGGACAGCGGAGCUGACGUAGGAAAAAUGGCGCAAGUGGUUCACAUGACAAAGGACUUGAGCUUCCAAGUUUUGUCUGGAUCGGCUGGCCUGCUUCUGCCAGCUCUCCUUGUUGGGUGCGUUGGUGGGAUAAACGGUUUUGCAAACACCAACGGCCAAGAGCUGUGCCAACUGGUGAGUCUCUUCCGCUCGGGCCGGAUGGCAGAAGCGGCCGAGCUGCAGCGCAAAAUCAUGCGGCCCAACGCUCUGAUUACCAGGAUGUGGGGAGUUCCGGCAACCAAGGCGGUGAUGGACGCCGGGGGGCAGUUGUACGGGGGCCCGUGUCGACAGCCCUUGAUGCCGCUCACCGACGAGCAGAGAAAAGUGGUUUUUGACGAAUUUGUCAAAGAGGGAUUCCUCAAGUUGUAAUAUAAAAUUGGUACAAAUUUUGCGGGGUACGUUACAAACUAAACGAGUUGUUUAGUAAAAAUGAAAUAAAAAUGGGUUUCCUGUGAAAAGUUUAAUUUU